AUGAGCGCCGCGGGCCCCGGGCCCGGCCCCGGCCCCGACCCCGGCCCGCAGGAGGGGGGACCCGGGCACGGCCCCGGGCACGGCCCCGGCACGGCCCGGCCGGACAGCCCGCAGGAGGAGUUCGACUUCUCCAUCCUCUUCGACUACGACUACCUGAAGGCGAUGGAAGAAGAACCGACUCCACAUAAAACCAACAGCCCACCCUCUGGAGUUACAUACGCUCAUGAUGUCUUGGACUGUGGCCUCAAGCCAUGCCCCCUGCCUUUUUCUAGCCUUUCUGCAGAUCCCAUGGGCAGAUAUGGACAGCCAGAUAGCAUAGGGCCAACACCUACACACCCUGCCAGCGCUGCAGGGGCCUCUGCUCCGAGCCCUAGGAUUGAAAUAACUCCAUAUCAUGAACUGAUUCACUCGGGGGGGCCCUUCCGCGGCAGAGACACAGAUGUUCUUUUGGUAGAACAUCAGUCAAACUCAGCCACCACUAGCCCGAGGGUUACCCUGCCUGUCCCUGGCUUUGAGGGCUACAGAGAACCACUGUGUCUGAGCCCAGCUAGUAGCGGCUCCUCUGCAAGUUUCAUUUCAGAGACAAAUGUAUCUCCUUGCACAUCACCAUGUGUUUCACCAAAUAAUGGUCCUAGUGAUGACCUUUGUCCACAGUUUCAAAACAUCCAUACUCAUUAUUCUCCUAGAACCUCUCCAAUAAUGUCACCACGAACAAGCACCACGGAGGAAGCCUGCUUGGGACGCCAUUCACCAUCACCCUGUCCCAACUCAAGGUCUUCAUCACCAGGUGCAAAACGGAGGUACUCUUGCACUGAGCUCUACAGCACUCAGCUGCCUUCCACCUCUCCUCGGCACUCACGGACCCCCUCUCCACAGCCCUCUCCUUGCAUCCCCCCGAGAGAAGACACCUCUGCAGUUACUUACACGCAGUUGGCCAGCGCUCCCCUUCCCAUGGAUGCUAUGAGCAGCCUUCCUACGGAUCCUUCCUGCGGUGUCCCCACGAAAAUCUGGAAAACCAGCCCCGAUCCUUCGUCCAUGUCUUCCCACAAAAACAGCAUUCCGUGUCACGUCUUUCAGACCGUUGACUUCCACGGGCCUUGUGAGCAGGAGGACAGGAGAAACUCAGCCCCAGAAUCCAUUCUGUUGGUUCCUCCAUCCUGGACAAAGCAGCUGGUGCCCGCAAUACCGAUCUGCAGCUUGCCUGUGCAGUCUCUCCCACCCCUGGAGUGGCCCCUGUCCAGCCAGUCUGGCUCGUACGAGCUGCGGAUCGAGGUGCAGCCCAAGCCCCACCACCGCGCGCACUACGAGACCGAGGGCAGCCGCGGCGCCGUCAAGGCUCCCACCGGGGGCCACCCCGUGGUCCAGCUGCACGGGUACAUGGAGAACAAACCCCUGGGGCUGCAGAUCUUCAUUGGCACGGCGGACGAGCGCAUCCUGAAGCCCCACGCCUUCUACCAGGUCCAUCGCAUCACGGGCAAAACCGUCACCACCACCAGCUACGAGAAGAUCAUUGGCAACACCAAAGUCUUGGAGAUCCCCCUGGAACCCAAAAACAACAUGAAAGCAACCAUCGACUGCGCCGGGAUCCUGAAGCUGCGCAACGCCGACAUCGAGCUGCGCAAGGGCGAGACCGACAUCGGCCGCAAGAACACGCGCGUGCGCCUCGUGUUCCGCGUGCACAUCCCCGAGCCCAGCGGCAGGAUCGUGUCCCUGCAGGCCGCCUCCAACCCCAUCGAGUGCUCCCAAAGGUCUGCUCAUGAGCUUCCAAUGGUUGAAAGACAAGACAUUGACAGCUGCCUGGUUUAUGGAGGACAGCAGAUGAUCCUCACCGGACAGAAUUUCACAGCAGAGUCCAAGGUGGUGUUCACAGAAAAAACGUCAGAUGGGCAGCAGAUCUGGGAAAUGGAGGCAACGGUGGACAAAGAUAAGAGCCAGCCUAGCAUGCUUUUUGUGGAAAUACCCGAGUACAGGAACAAGCACAUCCGCACAGCCGUGAAGGUGAACUUCUAUGUCAUCAAUGGCAAGAGAAAAAGGAGCCAACCCCAGCAUUUCACCUACCACCCAGUACCAUCAAUCAAAACAGAGCCCAUUGAUGACUAUGAUCCAGCCCUAAUCUGCAAUCCAGUGCACAGUGCUCUGGGGACAGUAACACAGCCUUACUAUUCACAGCACACAAUGGCCACCGAGUCCCCUUCCUGCCUCGUGGCCACCAUGGCUCCUUGCCAGCAGCUGCGCUCAGGCCUCUCCUCUCCCGACUCGCGGUACCACCAGCAGAACCCAGCUGUGAUUUACCAAAGGAGCAAGAGCCUGAGCCCCAGCCAGCUGGGCUACCAGCAGCCCAACAUGAUGGCCACGCCGGUUGCCAUCGCAGAUGCCCACAGGUCCGUGCUGGUGCACGCCGGCUCUCCGGCCCAGGCGCCGGCCGUGCUGCACCCCUCCCCGGGCCACCAGCAGUCCUCUCCCGUCAUCCACUACUCUCCAACCAACCAGCAGCUGAGGUGUGGGAGCCACCAGGAGUUCCAGCACAUCAUGUGCUGUGAGAAUUUCACGCCCAACGUGUCGAGACCCAGCCAGCCCCAGGCCGGCCAGGCGCAGAGGCUCAGCCCCAGCUCGUACCCCACGGUGAUCCAGCAGCAGGCGGCCCCGGGCCAGCGGGCAGCCAAGAAUGGGCCACCAGGGAGCGAGCAGAAGGACGUGCUGCCAGCAGGAGUGACCAUCAAGCAGGAGCAGAACCUGGACCAGGCGUACCUGGACGACGUUAACGAAAUUAUCAGGAAGGAAUUUUCUGGACUCCCUGCCAGAAGUCAGACAUAGAAGAAGAGAUUUGUGAGACAACUUUUACCGAAUCCUUCCAUAAGUGACCUCUUAGAUCCUUCCAGUGCCCCUGCAACCUCCGGCUUCCUUUGCAGUUCAUCUCCAGGCAGAGACUCAGCGCAAGGAACAAUGAAUUGGCACCGAGCGACAGCCUUGGCUGAGCAAGUGGCCACCUCUGUCUGUAAACACCACGAAGGACACCCUUCCUUCCAUCCAGAGAUCACAUUGUUCUCCUGGAACAGAGCAUCUGUCUGAGGAAACACUUCAAGCCUGCUGCACACCAUCUGUCUGUGCGUCCAUCCAUCGGGACAGGAGCCGUCCCCUGGGCAGGGCUCGGAGCCCGGGGUGGGCGCUGGGGGGUGGGAAAGGGGAACAAAGAGUAAUAUAUUCCACGGAGGAGUAACACCCUCCUGCAGGCCGCUGGCAAGGAUUUGCCCUCCAGCCUUCAAAGCCCUCCUGAGAAAUGUUAUUUUUGUAGGGGGCUGAGGCAGCCCGAGCUCGCUCAGCCUUCAUCCAGUCUGGGGUCAAAAGCCGGUUUGCUCUGAGCGCUGGGGUUGGUGUUUCAGACAGGAGGUGUCAGCUGGAUCCAGGAGUUCGCUUCGUUUUUCUCCUCAGCCUGGAUAGGAAUUUGAGGGAGAGGGAUUCUCAUGACCAACCAGUGAAAAGAGCAAUUCAGCAGUUGCAACGCCUGUCCCGAGGUAAAAUAAACCCAGGUAAAACAGAGAUUAAUAUAUAGGAGUCACAGUAAAUCCAAAGAAUCUAUGGUUGAUCCUUAUUAGUAUUUAGGCAGGGUAUGAACACAUCUUAGAUAUUUUCUCUCUAACAGAUUGUUGCUGUUUCUUUUCAUGUAGAACCUGCUCUUGGCUCAUAACUUGUCUCAUUUAGCAGCUGGAACAUUUACUCACCCAAGCUGCAGAGGAAAAUAAUUGCAUCUUACAGAAGCCGUACAUUCCAGAGAAAAUAUACAUUUAUUUAUAUUCACCUGGCCUCUUUAGCUUUGCAAAGCUACCAGCAGCUCCUGGAAAGGUUAAAUUUCCAUGGGAGUUAGUAUUUUGUUAUGUUUUGCUUCGUGUGUUAGAAUAUCCUGUCCUGACUCCUGCUUAGCACAUUCCAGGUAACCACUGCCACCUGCAGUUUACAGCUACAAGUUAAAAUAUUUAGGGGAGUCAGGGCCUCCUCAGUGGGGUAAAAAAGCUUUCCUGAGUGGGAAAUCAGUGUACAGUAAGAGAUAACCAUGAUAUUUUAGGAAUUGCAUAGUAACCUUUCCUGGCAUUAUAAAUAAGGAGUGCUGAUAUUUUCGGGAAUGCGGAGCUCGGCUCUCAAAAGCACAGUGGAACUAAUCCCAGUUUUCAGCUGUGUCACAGUAAACUUUGCAGAGUGCCAGCGUUGUCCAGUGCUCACAGCAGGAACUGGGGAGUGGGAAUCCAGCAGAGCAGCCUCAAAACUGGUUCCCCAAGAAAGAUUUUGCACAAUCGCUGCAGAGGGUGUGCUUGGUCCAACAAAAAUCUCUUUGGCUCAAUCAGGAAGAAUAUAUUUUCCACCACUAGAAAAUGGUGCUUAAACUCUGCAAGGUCUUGGGGUUUAGAGUGGGAGACAGAAGCAUUAAGUUCAGAACACCUGACCUGGGGCUCAGCUAAAAUUUGGCUCUUGAACAGAAAUCUGAGCUUCCCAAGAGCAGCUGUGAGCUCCAGAUCCACCCAGCUCAGACCCAGACGCAGCGCAGAGCCCUGCCCAUCCCACCCUGGCAUUGCUGGCACGCCCUGGCUUCGCUCUGUGCUUUGGGAGAUCCCCAUCUUUCACCCCAAAAGGAGUUUCCCCUUUAUCCCGACGCCCAGAACUCCUGGGGAGCGUCCCUCUGGUGCUCUCCCUGUGAGCCCUGCCCUGCAGGUGCCGUGGCCAAGCCUCAGCCUGGACCUGCAGAGGUGAAAACAGCUUUUAUUUAGUUGCUGACUCGGACAGAACCAGAACGGAGGCCCAGCCCUGCUGAAGAGGGGAAUUCCUGUUAGCACUCAGCAGGAUUCUGACUGGCUCACACGCCUCCAAAAGCUGCUUUGGAUUGUUAUGAACUGUCAGUGGGCCAGAAUCUGACACAUAUUGAGGGGGUUUUAGUGCAGUCUGGUGAAUUAAGACAAUUCUGACAUAUUUUAAAGGCCAAAAGUUGCCUGUCAGAAGUUCUUUGCUAUAGCUGAGGAAAAGAGCAGACCAAAUGCAUCUCCCAGUUUCACACUUGGAUGUAACAAAGGUUUUCCAUGAUCCAACCUGUAAAGUAUAAGAGAAAUUUAAAAAACAACCCAAAAACCCCAUCCACAGGAAAAAAAAAAAAAAAUCCUCAUAUUACUGGCAACGCCUUCCCUCUUGCUGGAUUUUAAAUAGAAGCUCAGAGAAGCCCAGGAAGGUCUUUUCAUAUCCAUGAUGUGCUGCUGCUGCCCUGGUGAUUGUCUGCAGCAACUACUCAUCAAUUUAGGAGAAUAAUUCUUUUCAUAUUUAUUUUUAGAUAAUACCAGUUUAGAAAAGGGGGUAGAGGGAAUAAAAUCUAGUGCUGGAUCUGAGCAAAGGAAAAGGUCAGUGUUCAAGUUCUGCCUUCUGGAUCGUAGAUUCCAAAAUGUCCUUUAAAAAAUGAAGCCCCAAAAGGAAGGAGUAGCUGAAACCUUGGAUUUGGACUUGGAGCUGUUCAGUGAGGAACCUCUGCAACCAAAAUACACGAGAUUUCCACUGUGCUUCUGUGUUCUUCAGGCACUUUGAUGUAGAGGGGGAGAGGGUUGGGUUUUGAUUUAUUUUGGGGGCUUGUUUUUUGGUGUUUUUCCUGGGGUUUUUGGGGUGUUUUUUUGUUUUGGUUUUUUUUUUUUUUGUGGGUUUGUUUUUUGUGGUUUUUUUUUUUUUUUUUCUUUUUUGGUUGUUUGGUUGUUUGGGGGGGUUUAGGGUUUGGGGGGGGUUGGUUGGGGUUUUUUUAGUUUUUUGGGGGCUGAUUUUUUUUUUGUUUGGUUUUUUGGGCAGGAGGGGGAAGGGGUUUUUUAUGUGCUACAGGUGCUCAGCCACGCUUGCAUUGACUGCAUUCCUUCCUCAUCUUUAAUGCACAGGUAUUAAUCUGUGCACAUAUACAGUGUACAAUGUAAUUUAUAUAACGCACCCACACAGAGAGGGACGACUCCCAAGGGCUGGCAGGGACAGGACAAGGGGGGGAUGGCUUCAAAGUAGCUUUAAAUCAGAAAUUAGGAUAAAAAUCCUCCCUGGGAGGGUGGGCAGGCCCUGGGAUGGAAUUCCCAGAGCAGCUGUGGCUGUUCUGGAUCCCUGGCAGUGCCCAAGGCCAGGAGGGACACUGGAGCAGCCUGGGACGGUGGAAGGUGUCCCUGCCAUGGCAGGGGUGAUGUUGGAGCUCCCUGCCAGCCCAGGCCAUGCCCUGCUCUCUGUGGGUGCUUUAUUUUAUUUUAUUUUAUCCGUGGUUAGAAAUGAACCCCCCGUGCACGGCUGGGCCCCUCCCGUGCUGCCUCCCAGCACCUGAGCAGCUCAGUGCGGAGGCUUCACCCCAUGUAUUCUGCCUUUUUGGGGUUCAGCCACAGCUGCAGGAGCUCAGGCUGUGCUGCCCCAUCUGCUUUUCCGUGCAACAGUAGUUAAAUAAUUCAGCUUCAACCAUCUUUGUAUUUAUUUCUGGAGAAAAGGAGCAUCCUCAGACGUAGUCUCUUUAAAAGGGAAACUGGUAUGUUAAAAUUAUAUAGCUAGGCUGAAGAAUUUCAAUAUAUACAGCACUAAAUUAUUUCCUGUUCUUGCUGAGCUGUGUUUUUCCAGUAUUAGUAUUUCUGUUACUUAAUACAGCUUCCUCUCUGUAGAAGCACGAGCUUAACCUUGGAAGAGUUAAUAGCAUUUUGUGAGCAAUUUGUUCUCACUUUAUCUGGAAGAUAGCCAUAUUUGCACAUGAGGAAAUUCUGUCUUUCCUCAGUUAUCUGAAUGUUUCACCACAGUGCCUUCCUGCCAUUGUACCAAAGGCCUACAAAUAUCUUGUCUGCAGGGUGAACAACUCUAAUGCAUUUUCCAUCAAAGCUGCGCCAUGUGAAGUUCAUGGAGCACGUUGGAACUCAAAAGUUCAUCUCUUUUCGUUUGUCCUGUGAGUGUCUGUGUGGUUUUUCUUUUUCAACUUCCAUUUUUCCAUCCGAGCUUUGGCUGCGAACACAGGAUGAGCUUCUAUAAACUUCUGCAUCAAAUAUACGUAGAAUAAAAACCAUCAUUCGUGAUAUGUAAACAGUCUGAGAGUGGAAUGGGAGUGGGCAGAUAUCAGGAAGGGGUUUUUUUAUUUUUUUUUUGUCAGUUAUGAGUGUUGGAAGUCGAGUUUGCCAGGAGAGGAAUUGCUUGUGAAGAUACUCGCAAUGAAACACCGAGUCCUGGUUUUGUUUUUCUCCAUGAGAAUGAGCAAAAUGUAAGAUCUGAGCAACAGCAGCGGAGUGAAAGUGUCUCAUGUAUGUUGUUUUUACUGGGAGAAAGAAUGUAGAAGAGUCAUGGGUUUUGCACUUGCUUUAUUUGUAUCCAUGUAAAUAUGUAUCCCUCCAUUCCCCCCGUAGGAAUACAGCGUUUCCGGAAUGUAGAGGAUUUCCAAAACCAGCACUAUGUUAUUCUCUAUUGUAUAAAAAGCUGCUGCUUCGUAACAUAUCUAAACCGGUUCUCAAAGUAGCUAGCAUGGGUUUUCUUAAAGUGUAUUUUGUAAUCCAUAUCUUUACAACAAAAGUGCCUGUGCUUUCUGUCUGACCAAAUAUGCAACAACUUUUGGUUUACGGUUUAUAUUUAUAAAGGAUCAGUUUUCAUUUUCUGAAUGCCUUACUUUUCUAUGCAAUUGCUGUUGAAUUGUUGUUGUCCUAAAAAAAAAAAAAAAAAAAAAAAGAUGUAUUUGAUAAAUUUCCCAAAGACUUCAAAGACAGCUUUAAACGCUCAAGAAAUAUGUUUCUAAAUAUUUCAAUCUGACUUUUUUCCCCUGCAUUUCUUUCCAAAUUGCUACUUAAUAGGGAACAAUGAUCUGCCAGAUGGGACUCAAGAAAAUGACUUGUCUUAAUUUCAAAUCUUAAACUGAUUCAGAUCCUCAUCAUUUUUGCACCACUCCAGAUCAUCUGGUGUUCCAGUUUAGCCGCAAUUCUGAGUGUUUGUUAUUUAUGUUCCACGUUCCUGUGCAAUAGGAAGAGGUGCCGCUGCUGGGUCUCGAUGGGGCGAAUUGGCAGAUUCUCCAGAAAUCAGCCCUUUUCCUCAUCAUUUACAGUGCAGCGGUUCCUCACCUGUGAGGCGACACUGCCAUCGCACGUGGAAGGCUGUAAUUCCUUAUUCAUCUCAGUUCGGAACGAAUAACCCACCUUUGGAACGUUUGACGUCAGAUUGGCACCUGUAUCUUUAAUAUCUGCUGCCCUGUACCUGCAGGGCUCCCGGCUGAUCCCAGCUUCUCCAGCUAGCAGCCAGUGUCGGACCCACUCCGGCCUCUUUAGGGUUUGUUUAGCCACUUUCAUGGUUUCAGGGGUACAAAAAUAUCAAUUAGUGCCUGCACAUCGCAGUAAACUUCACCUGAAGGUGCUGUAAAAGGUGAUCUGGAAUGCAAAGAGUUACCGGGGUGGGGGGGUUGAGUUUCCUUCCAUAACUCAUAAAAUAGCAGCAUUGGGCAGACAGCUCCAGCAGGACUGAGUCGCAGAAGUGAGUGAUGUUUGUGAAACCCAGCGGUGCCCAGGUGUGCUGCUGGAAGCUGCAGCUGCAGCACGAUGGGCCCUGCUCUGCUGCGUGGUGGCACCUGGGCACGGGGGAUCUGAGCAGUGCUGGCACUCACAUUUCUGUCUGAGCGUGUAAUUAUCGAGGGAUUCUCCCCAAAGCCCAGCCCUCCCUGCCCUGGGUGUUCAGGUAAAGCCGUAUUUUAACAGACACACGAGUGAGCGCUCGUCACUCACACCAUCCUAACAGAUGUCUUUUGAAUCAAAUUGCUUCUUCAGAAACCUCUCCCAGUUGAAAAGGGGUUUAUAUCAUCCACAUUCCUGCAACAACGUUGUUAACCUCCAAUGUAAUGAUUUUUUUGCUAUCUGUAAAGUAUUUUUAUAUAU
Messenger RNA from Hirundo rustica (Barn swallow), 8870 nucleotides. It is a transcript of the gene NFATC2, whose product is annotated as nuclear factor of activated T cells 2. Gene Ontology annotation, biological process: cytokine production; calcineurin-NFAT signaling cascade; regulation of transcription by RNA polymerase II. The transcript has 10 exons. Bases 1 to 2814 code for a protein of 937 amino acids. Gene Ontology annotation, cellular component: transcription regulator complex. The record is from RefSeq and is a predicted model, not a curated record. Gene Ontology annotation, molecular function: transcription factor binding; RNA polymerase II cis-regulatory region sequence-specific DNA binding; DNA-binding transcription factor activity, RNA polymerase II-specific. NCBI's taxonomy places the organism in Eukaryota, Metazoa, Chordata, Aves, Passeriformes, Hirundinidae.